AGCAAGCACGGCAAUACGCUUCACUUGCCCUGAGCUGUUGCCACUUCAGAAAGUAGAAAGUGCAAACUUCCAGUCACGAGUGCUUCUUUUAAUUUGUAGCGAAGGUGUUGACGGACGGUAGACGCAAUGCUUGUAGGCCAGCCCUCCCGGGAUCGGGCCUGCAAAAGACUAUUCAGACGCUGGAAGCUACUCAACGGCCUGCUUGGGCCGACAUUAGAAGACGAAGCUCACUGUGGUUUUGCAAGUGCAUCACGAAGCUCAUUGCGGCCUUGUGAUCGCAUGGCGAAGUCUUUAGGCGUCUCCAAGCGCAGCUCGCGCCGAGCAUCCCCUCGCCGGAAAAAAAAAAUCGAAAGGGCGCGUCAUCAAACGAGGUCUGCGGCGCCAUCGACGCCGUCCCGAGGAGUGACGCCCAGCUCCAUCAGCGGUCAAUGUGCUCACGAGCAAUCUUUGCGCAGCCGGCGGGUCGGGAAGACGCCAGCGGCUUGGCUGGACGCCUUUGCCAAGGGACCAAACGCAAGCGCUCUGACGACCUGGCCUUCACUUUGCAGACUUUAUAGACGAAGGCUGGCAGAGUGUGCACAAGAUGAGGCGAUCCCGCGCUCCUCAUAGUACCUCGCCGGAACUCUUUGAAGUUUGCGCGCGGGUUUGCCAACGUAGAUCGGACGCGGCAACGAGUACGAAGCACGUACGUUCAGGACAGCGGGGACAAUGCCUGCUGACAAGAGGAGGCCGGCAUCGGCCGGGCUCUUUGCGACAACAUUCGUGAUUGUUGGCGAAAGAGCGCGGCGCAACUCAAAUUGCGAGCCGCAUCAUGAAGAGCGUCCCCAUCGGACCCGUACCCCGGGGCGACGCCCACUCAAAA
Ceraceosorus guamensis is the source of this 862-nucleotide messenger RNA. RefSeq lists its product as hypothetical. The transcript is spliced from 2 exons. Lineage: Eukaryota; Fungi; Basidiomycota; Exobasidiomycetes; Ceraceosorales; Ceraceosoraceae. The coding region runs from base 127 to 609 and encodes 160 amino acids. The record is from RefSeq and is a predicted model, not a curated record.